AACCAAAGCUCUCAUGUCGACUACCACUACAUUGAAAACCAUGGCAGAGCAACAGUACUUGUGGUGUGUGGACCGCGAUGCAACGCGGGGUCGACUCCUUCGCGCCACACGCGACGUUAAGACGGGCGAGAGCGUGCUGCGUGACCGUGCAUACGGCAAUGUGGUGCUGUCCGCCAACCGUGCGGCGCUCUGCGCUGUGUGUCUACGCACUGCUGACGCCGACAUUUGCUGCGACGACUGCUCCAAGGUUUUUUUCUGCAGCGAGGCGUGCCAGGAGAAGCUACAAGACGUGCACGAAAAAGAAUGCGAGGCACUAGAAGAGGUGGAUCUGGUAGCGUCCAAGACGUCCGUGGACGUGGAUCUACUGCGGCUUUUGAUCCGCAUCUUGGUCUCACGUUCGCAGGACGCCUCGGACGGCAAGCUGCACAUGGACGAGGAGGGCAACGUAAGAAGUAGUUAUGCCAAUGUAAAGGAUCUCGUGCAUGUACUGGACAAAGAAGCAGGGCCGUGGGCUGACCACGUGCGUGCUGGCGCCAAGAAGAUCCUGGAAGACUUAUCGGACGAGUGUCAUCUGCCAGUGGACGAGAUUCUCGUCAUUGCCGCGCAGAUCAACGAGAACUCGUACUCGCUAGAUGCAUUGGACGAGAAGCAUUUAGUGGCGGCGGUGGGUUUGUUCCCGAUCUGUGGACUGAUUAACCACAGCUGCCAGCCAAACUGCACGUGGUCGAAUGCAGGAGAAAGCAUCAUGGAGGUGCGCGCAUUGCGAGAUAUCAAGGAGGGCGAGGAAAUCACACUGAGUUAUAUUGAUAUCGACAAAGAGCGCAGUGAGCGUCAGAAGGAGCUACGCGAUACAAAGCACUUUGACUGCCAAUGUGAACGUUGCUCGACGCCGCUGAGUGAGUCGGUCGACAGAUACUUGGAAGGCUUCCGCUGUCUGCGCUGCUCUGUCAAGGCUCCUGUAGAUAAAGACUGCUUGCUCGCUCAAGUGGAGGAUAAACUCGUGUGCCCGGACUGUCAGCUAGAUGUUUCGGUAACUGCUGUCGCCUCGGCUGUCCUUACGGCGAGAACAAAGGUGGCUAAGGCAAAGCAGAGCCUAAACCUAUUCAAGUACGCGGACGUUGUAACUCAGCUCGCAGACCUUACGAAGGGCGUUGUUGUUCGUGGUCAAAUGAUCCCUUUCUACCCCAGCCACGGCAUAGCAAUUGCAGUUGCACGUCUGCUCUCUGAUGCUCACAUCAAGCUAGGCAACGUCGUCCAAGCUUACGAACUCCGCAAACAGCUACUGCAGGCUCUUCAGCUUGUAUCGUGGCGUAACCACUUGCCACUCGCGCUUGCUCACUUUGACUACGCUGAGUCCCUGCGCCGCAUGCUAUUGCAUCCGACCACCCCGCUCCCUGAGAAUCUAGACCGAGACGAGCUGCAGCAAGAGAUGCGUGCUUCGUACCAAGCGUUCAGCGACAUCUGCACUGUUUGUCUCGGUAAGCCCCAUCCAUUGCGCCGCCGUGCGCUUGCAGCUCUGAAAUUCUGAGCAAAUUAUCUAAAGUUUGCAGAUGAUAGAGCGACAAUGUAAACCGAUUUGUCUUUUUCAGCUUA
Phytophthora nicotianae INRA-310 is the source of this 1593-nucleotide messenger RNA. RefSeq lists its product as hypothetical. Gene Ontology annotation, molecular function: protein binding. Lineage: Eukaryota; Oomycota; Peronosporomycetes; Peronosporales; Peronosporaceae. The record is from RefSeq and is a predicted model, not a curated record. The transcript has a single exon. The coding region runs from base 14 to 1528 and encodes 504 amino acids. Gene Ontology annotation, cellular component: nucleus.